UUGACAUUUGAGAAUACUAUUACGAAUUUGACUAAAUUUAUGUUAUAAAGUUGACUAAAUUUGAGGUUCUGUCUUAUUUACUUGUUAUUUAUAUUUAUUCGGAUUUCUGUCUGCUGUUAGCGACUUUGGCGAGACUAAAAUUGUCAAAUAAUUUAUCGUAUUAACAUGACAUUCAUACCAAGUUGGGAAGAAUUCGAAAAAUCUGCUGAGAUGUUAUAUUUACAAGAUCCUGUAAACACACGAUAUGUCCUUAAAUAUUCACAUUCAAAGGGAUUAUUCUGUGUAAAAAUUACGGAUAACAAGAAGAUGACCGCAGAAUUGCCAAACGCUCGAAAUUUUGAGACCAAGUAUUACGAAAUGUAUUUCUUUUGUGGUAAAGAGAGAGAGAGAGUGUGAGAACUUCAGUCUUUUUGGAGUUAAAUUGGACAAGGUUUAUUUUAACCCAUUCCGCGACCGUCUCAAGAGAGGACACGAUAGAAGACACAAGUUUCUUCCUGCACUGGUCGUAGAUUGCCAGAGAGAGAUCUGCAUGGCCAGUGCAUAUGACAUCUCCAGUACUUUCGUCUGCAUAGCAAUGUAUAUUCGAGGCGUCCAACAUAAUCAUUGAUAUGCAGAAGAAACAGUGCAGGUAUCUCUUACACAGCCUACAGCCUUUGGGAACUCCGGUGUUCACGCGCUUCAGGCAAUAACCGUAUACAACCUGUAUGCUGCGCUCACUGAAGAAGGAAGCUGGUUGUCCACUUGCAUAAACCCACGGGCCCAUACCAAAGGAUGGAAGUUUUAUGAGUAGCGCCUUGUGCCAUAAAAGGCAUUUAUUUUCUCAAAAUUGAUUCCUUAACAAUCCUUUUUGAUUUCUUUUACACAUACUCAUACGCGAUCACCUUUGAUCGUGUAUGUAUUUUUCUGCUAUCUAUAUCCAGGCUAACUGCAAGGCCUUUUGCUUCCGAUAGCCGCCGCCCAUGUUAGUUAUACCAAAAAUCGCCCGCCGACUGACCAUGGCGAAUGUCGUUCUGUUGGUUGUUGACCAACUUUUGACCCUCUUUGUAUACCAAGAGCUGGCGGUAAAUUCUCCCUUUCAUGAUUUUAGAGAGCAGGGAGACCUGUCGAACGAAUCCGAACUGUUUUUUUGGGCCGGAUGGGUAAGGUGACUUUCAAUAGAAUCGGGACUACGUGUUUUGAAUGGGAGUUCUGGAAUAAACGCGUUAGCGCGGACGCCAAUUAAAGGGCACACCUUCUGAGCACGAUGGGUGAAAUGCCAUCCAAAUUGCAAAAAGAGACUCUUUUUUUUACUCAUCUCGCCAAAAACUAAAUAUACAUACUUACCUACGAAUUUUCGCUGAUCAUAAGUAUAUUAUAUUAUAUUAUGCUCGUUAUAAUGUGUGUCAUAUAUAUAUUUCAAACAUAAAGUUAUAUAAGUACCCAAUAUUCAGUAUCGUUACAAUAAGAUUCGCUUCAUUUUAUAUUAAUUGUUCGACUUGUGCAAAAAGAAAACGAAAACAAAUUUAUAGGCUGUCCAGAGCAAGAAGAGUUGUCGAGAACGCCAUUGGCAUUUUAAGUUCUGUGUUCAGAAUAUUGUGGAAAUCCUUACUACUAAAACCAGAUAAAGAUUCCAUUGUUCGUCGAACAAGCGAGGCAUAACACAACCGUCUUGAGAAUACAGAUUACAGAGGCGCUUUUGAGUAUGGACAAAAAACGACAACUUUCGGUGAUCGCUCGUCCGGCUUGACCCACCGAAGAUUUGCCUCGCGAGUCGCGAAGCUGCGCUCAGUCAGUGCGCAGUUAAUCACGUUGCACUUUCUGCAUUGGUAUUUACUGUAUUGUGACUUUAUUGUGUGACAUUUUGCGCUAAUAAUCAAUGAUAGAUAAUAUGACAGGACUGCUUCCAUGUUUUAUAUGCGUUCACUGCAUGACACUUGUUAUCAUGAAAAAUAUUACAAUCUACUUUUAUAAGAAAAAUAGAUAACAACAAUAUCAUUGUAUGUAAAUAUAAAAUCUAUUUCAAAAGUAUUGAGCACGCUAAAAGGUAUUGAGUAUUUGUGGUGCCAUAUUUUCUCGCAUAUCUGACUUCAAACACGCACACCAGACACGUAAAUAAAAUGUAUUGGACCCAACAAUGUAGCACCAGAAAUGUGACUAUAUUAGUAAUGGAUAUCUAAC
Leptidea sinapis is the source of this 2157-nucleotide messenger RNA. RefSeq names its product signal recognition particle 9 kDa protein (gene Srp9). The coding region runs from base 166 to 396 and encodes 76 amino acids. NCBI's taxonomy places the organism in Eukaryota, Metazoa, Arthropoda, Insecta, Lepidoptera, Pieridae. Gene Ontology annotation, biological process: SRP-dependent cotranslational protein targeting to membrane; negative regulation of translational elongation. The transcript is spliced from 2 exons. The record is from RefSeq and is a predicted model, not a curated record. Gene Ontology annotation, molecular function: 7S RNA binding. Gene Ontology annotation, cellular component: signal recognition particle, endoplasmic reticulum targeting.